CUGGUGUGAAGAUGCAAAAAUAGCCAAAAAGAGUAUCAAAAAGAAUGAUGAAAAUAUUGACUAAAUGAUCCACCACGUAGGACCAAAUCCACGACAUGAAAUAAGAUUUACACCCAAGGAUAUCUUCAGAACAUUGAAUGACCGAGCUCUACAUGAAGAAACAAAACCACAACGAAACAAUAUCACAGUAUUCACAGUCGUUAAUGAAGCUGGUGGACAUUGUAAAACAAAGCCAUGAACACCCAGAAGGAGGUAAAUCACUGAAGGAACAGCUGAUAGUAGGAGCCUAUGCGCCUAAACUAAGAUGGGAACGAGAUGAGUUGAAUGAAAAUGAGCAGUGGAACGUUUCUUCAAGUGCAGUUAGCUCAAGAGACAAUGACUCAUCACUACAAAUUACACUACAAAAGAUUUUGGAUAAACAGGAAAAGAUCGAGAAGGAGAUCAACCAUCUUAAGCGUAGUAACAAUGACAGCUCUGAAAAUAACUCAAACAAUUUCAACAACAAUGCCUUUAAAAAGAAACUAGCAAAGCUUUAGGGGUCAUAAUUACUUCAACAAUGGAUUUGGUUGAGGACAGAACAGGGGUCAGUACAACAACAGAAGGGGUUCUGGCAGCUCAAGAGGAUUUAACUACAAUAGAAGAGGAUACAAUCAAUUCAACAACAAUCAAAGUAAUCAAGACGUAGACAAACAGAGUAAUACAGAAGCCACAUCAAA
Messenger RNA from Owenia fusiformis, 716 nucleotides. Lineage: Eukaryota; Metazoa; Annelida; Polychaeta; Sabellida; Oweniidae. The record is from the annotation of a GenBank genome assembly.